Messenger RNA from Trichosporon asahii var. asahii CBS 2479, 2091 nucleotides. RefSeq lists its product as uncharacterized. Bases 1 to 2091 code for a protein of 696 amino acids. Gene Ontology annotation, biological process: regulation of DNA-templated transcription; DNA-templated transcription. Gene Ontology annotation, molecular function: DNA binding; DNA-binding transcription factor activity, RNA polymerase II-specific; zinc ion binding. The transcript is spliced from 2 exons. NCBI's taxonomy places the organism in Eukaryota, Fungi, Basidiomycota, Tremellomycetes, Trichosporonales, Trichosporonaceae. The record is from RefSeq and is a predicted model, not a curated record.
AUGUCCAGCACUCCCGAUAGCCAGGCAGCUCCCGUCAAGAAGCGAAAGCGCACUUCGCAGGCGUGCCGCCCUUGCCGCGCCAAGAAGACCAAGUGUGACGGCGUCCAUCCGCAAUGCACGCCAUGCAUUGAGUACGGCUUCCAGUGCAGCUAUAAUCUUGACUCGAACGCCCCGCCAGCCGUCGCCGCCGGCCAGGUCCUCGUCAGUCAGGAUUAUUUGAAGGCGCUCGAAGAUAGGAUCAUGAAUCUGGAGCGCGAUCGAUCAGCCCCUCCAGCACCGCGGGCGCACGCCCCAACGCCGCGCAGCACGCAGAUGACUGUUCCUUCCCCGCUGGGUGCGUACGAUCCACCAUCUGGCUCGUCGAGUAACCCUCAUGCGGCGUCGAAUGGGACGGUGCGGGCAGGACAUGGCAGCGGUCCCGUAGAUCAAAUCCAAAGCUUCGACUCUCCGCCGCCAUCGAAUGCCAUCGACGGUAUGGGAUUGCUUCUUGCGCCGCAGCGGGAGACCCCACGCGCCGAGCCGUCGGGGUUGGGCUUUGGUCUCGCCGAGAGCGAGGUAUACGGUGCCAUGUCGGGCAUCUCCUUCCACCACAUGCUCCUCGAGCGAUUGCUGCCGGGCUACUGGUGCCUUGCACCACGCGCAAACGCCGCUCCCCGCCCAGAUGUUGGAUUCCUCGGCGUUGCACCGACGCCAGAGGUGUUCUACGCCGACCGCACAAACCUCCCAACCCGAGCCCAGGCGCAGCGAAUGUUCGAUUGGUUCGAGGCGUACACCUGGCGCGUGUACCCGUUCAUCGACAUGAAGGCGUUGCGCAACUCGUAUGAUCUUCUGCUGGCAGCCGACGACGCAGCGCUCCGUGCACCCGAAAACCAACCCAUCAUUUGCCUGCACUUCGUUGUUUUCGCCAUCGUUGACAGCAUCUCGGACGACGAGUACACGCCAUGCAAUGUCGGCUAUGUCGCUCUGCGUAUGCUCAGGAAACACCAGGAUUGGCCGCACAGCACAACCAAGGUCCAGGCGCUGCUUUCGGGCGCGAUGCUGAUGCAGGGCAUCGACCACCCUGGUUUCUCCUGGGACCUACUCGGCUACGCUAUCCGCGCGGGCUACGCCGUUGGGCUACACGACGCGGAGACGGGACGGCGGUUCCCGCCCAUGGAGCGGGAGAUGCGCAACCGCGCUUGGUGGGCGUGCUAUACAUUCGACCGUCUCGUCACCGUCAGUAUCGCUCGACCCUCAGCGAUCACGAACGACGGCUGCACGAUUCCUCUCCCGGAGAUCAUGGAAGGCGAGCCGGCAGCCUCCAUCGAGUUCUUCCGCGACAGCAUCCGACUGCACCAGGCGCUGGCCGAUGUUGUGCGCAAUCCGCCUGUCAGCUUUCGGCACGCAUCGCCUGCGUUCGUCCGCAACGUUGUUUCGCAGACGCACUCGCUGGAGCAGGCGUAUGCCGAGUGGUGCGAUACCGCCCAUCUCAGCGACGCAGGCCACGAAGACCCCCGUCUCGCAACUGUGCUCACUUUGCGUGGCCUGACGAUGCGGCUGCUCCUGCACCGCCGCGUCAUGCUCGCUGCUAUCCACGACUACAUCCCCGGCGGAGCGCGGCACGGGCAAGUCGCGGCCGAGACGUCGCUUCAGCACCUUGAAGCGCGGCACCGGGACCUCGCAUUCGGCAUCAGUCUCGGCAUCAUCGUUGAGACUGCGAUCCACACAAUCAACAUUCUCGACCACGGACAUGCCGACGCCUCCCUGUCUGCGCCAUGGUAUCAGCUCUUCUACGCCAUGAACGCUUUCACGUCGCUCUUGGCGACGCUGCUCCUAGACCUGAGCCAGUGGAGCUGGUUCAUCCGCGUUCCCGGCCUGCCGAUAGUGCAAGCGCUGCACAGCAGCAUGCGCGUCGUGCGCAAGAUCUCGGACCGAUUCCAGCGCCCGUCAGCAAAGCAGGCAGUGGUCAUGAUUGAGAACGUCCUGACGACACUAGGAAUUGCGGACCCAUCCCAGCAACAGGAACAGGCACCAUCGCUGCAGGACCUGCCUCAGCUCGACAUUGACGAGCUCUGGCAGAGCCUCGAGCUACAGAUUCCGGAGAUGUACUAA